UACCCGACCACAAAUGAUGAUAACCACACAAGCUCCCAACCGAGCAAGAUGAUGCCAAUACUCUACAUUUCCAUCCCCUGAGAGCUAUGGCUGUCAAGACAAGAUGGCAGGCCGUCCGGGACAAGAAGCUUGCGGAGCAGCAUGCCAUUCUUGAGCCGUACCUCCUUUCGACAUCUUCCCUUCCAUCGCCUGUGGUAGCAGGCAGUGAAAGGAUCCGAUACGUCAAUGAGUGCGCUGCUCUCACCGAUCGUGAAGUCGAAAUCACGUCUUGGCCAGCCUCGAACCUCCUCCAAUCCCUCCGUGAAGGAACUGCAACUUGCGUCGAAGUAACUACUGCCUUCAUCCAACGCGUAACUAUUGCGCACCAAUUGACAAACUGCCUGACCGAACCCCUCUUUUCCUCCGCCCUCUCCCGCGCCGCCGAACUCGAUGCGCUACCCCCCUCCUCGCGUCGGCCCCUUCACGGUCUGCCGAUCUCGUUGAAAGAUCAAUUUAAUGUUGCUGGGGUUGAUACGACGCUUGGGUAUAUCUCCCGCUGUCACGCACCCGCUCCGAAAUCCGAACAAAGCGUGUUAGUCUCAAUUCUGCAGGAUGCGGGCGCGAUACCCAUCGUGAAGACGAAUUUGCCGCAGAGUAUCCUCUGGUGCGAAACCCAGAACCCCAUUUUCGGGAUCACCACGCAUCCCCUAAAUCCCGCCUACACACCCGGCGGCUCAACAGGUGGCGAGGCCGCUCUCCUGGCACACUCUGCCUCGCACUUGGGAUGGGGCACGGACAUCGGUGGCUCCAUCCGUAUCCCAGCCGCUCUCUGUGGUCUAUGGGGCCUCAAACCAUCCAGUACCCGUAUCCCAUAUUCGGGUGUGCCCGUAAGUCAAGAGGGCCAACCCGCUAUCCCAUCCGUCGUCGGCCCAUUGACGCGGGAAAUGGGGAUGCUGGAGGUCGGGAUGCGUGCUGUACUUGGUGGAAAGCCGUGGGAGCGGGAUCCGGGUGUUGCUCCGAUGCCCUGGAGGUACGAGGAGGUGAAAGCUGCGUAUGUUGGGAAGAAGGUUAGGAUCGGGGUUAUGGGGACGGAUCAUAUAGUGACACCCUUGCCGCCCGUACAGAGAGUAUUUGAAGAACUGGUACAAAAGCUGAAAGGCAUGCCGGAGAAAUAUGAGUUGGUGGAAUGGCCGGCGCUUGGACACAGAGAAUGUCUUACCCUUAUGGACCGCAUGUACACUGUCGACGGCGGGGAAGAAAUCCGCCGUUCAGUCACAAAAGGUGGCGAACCGUUCCUGCCACACGUCGAACGGCUAAUCAGCCGUGGAAAAGCUGUAUCAGUUCUCGAGUACUGGGAGAUGAACACUGAGAAAAUUAAACUCCAGAAAGCGUACCUGGAGCUCUGGACUUCAGCUGGAUUGGAUUUCGUGCUGUGCCCGGUUAUGCCACACCCCGCCGUCCCGCAUGAGAGGACGAAGUGGGUUGGGUAUACGAAGAUAUGGAACUUCCUGGAUUUACCCGCGGCAGUGUUUCCCGUGGACAAGGUCACCCAUGAGGAUAUGUGGAAGGAGUAUGUUGCGAGGGAGGGGACUGAGAUGGAGGAAAUGUUGAAGGCGACGUGGGAGGAAUUCGGGAAGGGGAUGGUGGGGAUGCCGGUGGGGUUGCAGUUGGUUGGGAGGAGGUUGAGGGAGGAGGAGGUGUUGGUCGGGUUGGAGCGGGUGGUGGAGGAUUGUAAAUUGGGAACGGAGCCAAUGGUAUCAUAGAUCAAUUGGUCAGGGACGUGAAUAUCCCACGCUUAUCUUGUUUUGACAUUCACGCCAUGCAGACUCUC
Molecule: messenger RNA, 1810 nt
Organism: Saitoella complicata NRRL Y-17804
Lineage: Eukaryota; Fungi; Ascomycota; Saitoellomycetes; Saitoellales; Saitoellaceae
Product: amidase
Exons: 3
Coding region: 87-1742 (551 amino acids)
Source: RefSeq, a predicted model, not a curated record